Malassezia vespertilionis is the source of this 939-nucleotide messenger RNA. RefSeq lists its product as uncharacterized. The record is from RefSeq and is a predicted model, not a curated record. Bases 1 to 939 code for a protein of 312 amino acids. NCBI's taxonomy places the organism in Eukaryota, Fungi, Basidiomycota, Malasseziomycetes, Malasseziales, Malasseziaceae. The transcript has 2 exons.
AUGACACCUGCUGUCGCGCUCGCCAAAGCGCUUAUGGACGCAUUCGACUCCGGGUCGGAGCUGAGCAGUGUGGGAUCUGACGAAGAGGCGCGCGUGGACUCGGUGCUAGUGCCUUCAUCCUCCGAAAAGCGCAAGGAUGGUUCCGAGAACAAGAAGCGGCCGAAACGACCGCGUGUGGAACAAGAGGCUCAGAGUGACAGCGAGUACGAAUCGGACGCUGUCGUGAAGCAGGAGAAGCCGCGUAUCAAGCCAGCAAAACAGCCUCUGAAGAGAACUGCGGCGCCAACCACAGCUUCUAAAGCGGCAACGCCGAAUCCAGUCUCUAAUUCAGCACCUAAACCGACGCCCAAGCAGACGACGCCGAACCCAGCGCACACACAAGCCGACGGUUUGGAAAGCACAGCUAUUGCGACAGAAUCACAACGCCCUACUCCGCGACCCAAGCCAGAGAAGAGCUUUGCGAGUAAUAUGAGCGGGUGGGAUCAACUGUUUGGCCCGAUUGCAAAUGCGACGCCGAAGCAGACAGAUACGCGGCUUAAGGAUGAGACGCCUGAGCAGCGCGCCGCCAUUGAGGAGCAGCGCGUUAAGGAGCGCGGAGAAGCGCAGCGCAUACGCGAUGCACAGGCUAAAGAGGAGCGCGCCAGGGAGCAGCAGCAAAAGGAGGUGAAAGAGCGCGAGCAAGCGCGUCAGCAACAGCAGGUCCCGCCGCCGCCUGUGCGACCAGCAGAAGUGCGUACACCACAAUCGGUGAGUGGCGAGGCACUUGCGGCACACCGCACGCGCCUACGGAAGGAGGUAUAUGACACAUCGAACCAAAUGGACUUGCUUUCGGGGAGUCGAGCGAUUACAGGGUUCGAGGAAGAUAUGGGCACUGAGCGGCGCCAUUUGCGUGCGUCGCGCUUUGGUGCUGGAUUGCACCACCUAUCCAAGGACAAGUAG